AUGUCUGAAAAAAAAUCAAGAAAGCACCGCCGUUCUCACAGUCGUUCACGUUCUCAUAAAAACUAAGGCAAAACAUAUAAUAAAAAAGAUGAAAAUUAAAAAAACUAUACACAUCAACAAUCUCAAUGGCAUUUCACUCCCAAAAACGAAGAAUCAAAAUGGAUAAUAAUUGAAAACCUCCCAGAAUCAAUAACAUAAACUGAAAUAGAGGAAAAGCUAACACAAAUAAGUGCUGAUUGUGGCACAUCAAACUAUGACGAAAUAAAAUUAGUCCCAUAUUUAGGCAGUGUAUAUAUUCAAUAUCCCUCUGUAAGUGCCGCAACAAAGACUUUGUAUCAUUUAAAAGGCAAAAUCAAGCUUCGAGAUGAAUUUUAUCCAAUGGAUUUUUACAAUAGUGGACAAUAAUAACAAAAAUCAAGCUACGAGCAGCCCCAAACAGACUGGAUUUGUGAUAAAUGUGAAUACAAAAAUUUUGCAAAAAGAACAAAAUGUAAUAAAUGUGAAAAGCCAAGAUCUAGUAAUUGCAGAGUCGUCCUUAAUAGUGUUGGAGGAAAAUAAACACUUAGCGUUCCUGUAGGAAUUACUAUGAUAUUAGCUCCUUUAAAUGAAGUUAAUACUUCUCUUAUGGUAAGAGGCAACAUUAUAUAGUAUAUUACAGAAUCACAUCUUAUUGAUUCUUUUGAGCCUUAUGCAAAAAUAAAAGAUGUGAGAUUGGUAAAAAAUAAAUAAAAUGGAUAAUAAAGAGAUUUUGCUUUUGUGGAAUUUUAUACUUUGGAAGAUGCUGAAAGAGUACUCAGUUAAACUUCUGGGUUAGAUUUUAAAGUCGGAGGAGAACAUGUUCAGACUCAAGGUUAAUAUUAAUAAGGUCAAUAGUACUAAUUACCUUAGCAAUAUCAUUAAUAUUAGCAAUAAAGUAAUUAUGGCGUUUAGCAAUAAUAAGGAAAUAAAGAAGAUUAGCCUUUCACUUUAGAUUAGACUUAUAUCGACUAAAAUAAACACGAGCCAAGAAAAAAAUAUAGUAACAACAUAAAGCCAAUAGUAAUAAUAACCUGA
Molecule: messenger RNA, 1053 nt
Organism: Ichthyophthirius multifiliis
Lineage: Eukaryota; Ciliophora; Oligohymenophorea; Hymenostomatida
Exons: 6
Biological process (GO): mRNA splicing, via spliceosome
Cellular component (GO): nucleus
Molecular function (GO): RNA binding
Source: RefSeq, a predicted model, not a curated record